AAUUAAAUUAAAUUAAAGAAUGAAAUUGGAGUAUAUUAAAAUGUUAAAAUAUGAUGAGGUCUUUUAGUUUUUUACAAACCUUUGAACAAUAUGAGUCAAAAUAACGGGUUCAGGUGUGGCCGCACAAUUUUAUUUUGUUAAGGUGGCAGAGUGAAAAAAAGCGCAAAAUAUAAUUGGCAAAAUGCUAGUAUAAUUGACAAAAUGCUAUUUCUUUUCCUAAGGAUGCAAAAUGCUAUUAACCUUAUAAUUAAACUUAAUUUUCUAGUUUUAAUUUUGUUUUAAACUGUGAGUGGUACAUGUAGUUUGUACAUGACACUUGUGCAUCCAAAAUCCCAAAACUUUUGACUACAUGAUAACUAUCAAUUUAAGUUAUCGCUAUCUAUAAACUCUUUUUUUUUUCUUCGAUAGCCAUUCAUUUCAAUUUUUGACACCACUAUACAUAGAGAAUGACUCUAUCACAUGAAUUCACCAUCAACAUGGCACCUACCUCAUGCUCAAUCUUACUCACAUUCCUCUUGAUUUUGGUUGUCCUAUUAACAGUGUGUCGCCGAUAUGGGACCUGUUAUAAACCUGAUGGUAUGUGGCCGAUCAAGGACCUGGAAGAUCCAAGUGUGGUGUCUGCCGCAAAUUUUGCAGUGAAAGAAUACAAUAACAAGGCUAAUACAACCUUACAGUUUGUAACUAUAAUCAAGGGAAAAAAACAUAUGGUUGCAGGCUCUUUCUACCAUCUAUUGAUCUUAGCUAAACAUAAACCUGCUGCAUAUCCCGAAAAGUAUGAAGUAGCGGUUUCAGAUAGACCGUGGAAGAUAAAGGGUGGUUUGGAGCUUGAAUCAUUUAGAAAACUAUCAAAUCGAAACGGGAAAGGAGAGGACGUGGAGACUGAAGACAAACUGUUGGAACAAUUGAGUAGGGAGUCCUUUCGUGAAGAUAUCGGCAAACUGGCAGGCGGAUGGGACGUGAAGAACUCGAACGUGUCCCAAAGCAACUUUGUCUCGGACAAAGUGGAUAUCGAUCUCUACAUGUUUCGUACGAGAGUCCGGAUAUUCGACUUCCGUACUCGAUCGAGAAGUAGUGACCUGUCGUUUGGAGGACCAAGAAAUGAGGUUGUUGGCGAGGAAAACACAAUAGCCCGAUGUCGAACGACGAGUGUCGGGGCAGCCACCCCAAUCGGCGUUGGAGUAAGCGAUAAGGGAGAGGUCCGGAUUGGGGGAGAGCUGAAGGCCGUGAUCGAGAGUGCCACGAAUAUAGCGAAGGAUACGCUUAAGAGCUGCCAUAUGAGUGGAUCUAUCAAGGCAAUGAUAGCCUUUGUGAGAGGAAGGGUGACCGAGAUAGACACAAGGAGUAGAACGGGGGGCGAGUUUAUGUGGUGUGGUGGCGGUGAGGUUGGAAUAGCAGAGACAGCCAAAUACUCGAAGAUGAGAGACGAGUUGUUUGUCGGAGAUUGGAUUUCCGACAUCGGCCAAGUUGUCCGCCGUGGUUUUGAUUAUUUGGCAAUAAUCGUGAAUGGAGAGAGUGCCUUUCUUGAGGGACUUGAAUUUUUCUUCAAGUUGGAGAGAGUGCCUUUCUUAGGUCCAGACGACGAGGUUGAAGACACGAGCAUCGGCUAUGAUCACGCGGAAGCAGCAACCGAUGUUUCACUUCCAAACGAGGUUGACUGGAGGAAAAAUGGGGCAGUCACCAGCGUGAAGCAUAAUCAUAAAUGCGGUAGCUGCUGGGCCUUUGCAACUGUGGCCGCAGUUGAAGGCAUAACAUAUAUAAGGACAAAUAAAUUGAUGUCCUUAUCUGCGCAAGAAUUGGUUGACUGCGACACCGGAAACUUGCAAUGCGAAGGAGGAUAUGCAUGGAAAGCUUUUAGGUUCAUCAAGGAAAACGGGAUCGCAACGGACAAGAGUUAUCCUUAUAGAGAUGAUGACAAGCAAAAAUGUAACUUCAACAAGAAAAACUCGCCCGCGGCAUGGAUAGAUGGCUACUAUAGAGUUCAUCCUAACCGCGAAGAUUUAAUGAUGAAGGUAGUCGCUAAGCAGCCGGUAACAGCUGAGAUUGAUUCAAGUUGUUUCGACUUUCGCCAUUACUCAAACGGGGUGUUCACCGGGAAUUGCGGGACAGAGUUCGAUCACAUUGUUACUAUUGUUGGCUACGGAACACACGUGGACGGAACUAAGUAUUGGCUCGUGAAAAACUCAUGGGGGUCUAACUGGGGAGAAGAUGGCUAUAUUAAGAUGCUGCGUCGGAGUAAUGUUAACGACAAACACACACCGGGAGUUUGUGGGAUUGCAGCCAGAGUGUACUAUCCUUUCAAGAUUAUUUCCCCACAAAAGGAUGAACUCUAGUGUAUUAGACUCAUUAAUAAACUACCUCAAUCUGUCUCUCAAUAAUUAACUGCAAUUUAAUAAUCAACUUGGUUUCUAAUUUGACUACAGAUGAUCUGUU
This is a messenger RNA of Erythranthe guttata (spotted monkey flower), 2430 nucleotides long. The record is from RefSeq and is a predicted model, not a curated record. NCBI's taxonomy places the organism in Eukaryota, Viridiplantae, Streptophyta, Magnoliopsida, Lamiales, Phrymaceae.